AUGCAAAUCCUUGACUCGCUCAAGGUGGACUCAGCAGACAAACUGCAGGACGAGGAAUUUAUCAGAGGGCUGGACUCUGCAAAGGUGAUCUCGAAGCUUCUACUGUCGGUGUACACGCUUGAAGGCGAAGUGAGCAAGUUGAAAGACCAAGUUGGCGAAUAUGGGCGGUUGAACAAACUAUUGGACUUGGAGGAUGUUUCUUCGGCAGAAACGGGCAAGACCAAGCCGGAGCCCACUACGGUGCAAGGGAUAACGUUGGGUGAGGGAGGCAGCAGCGGAGUUGGGUCUGGAAAUGGCAGUUUUGCCCCCAAUGGGCGUAUUCCAGUGGGAUUCACGCCCAUGUACGGGUCGCCGGUCAUUUCAGGCGACCAGGUGGCACCAGGGGACUCAGAAGGCGAAGAGAGUGACACGGGGGCGUUACAGCAGCGGUUUGUGAGGCCGUGGCCAGAAGUCACGCUUAAUCAGCUGGCUUCAAGGUUCAAAAUCCCCCGUGAUCUGCUUUCUAAGACGGCCAAACGGCUCGGGGCGUCCAAGGAGCUGGAUGACAGCAACUUGAAGCCGAUCCGGGCGGCGGACAUUGAUGGGAGGGCCCGCCGUGGGGCCGUGGGCCGCCCCCGGAAGCACCCUGGCCGCCCUGGUAGGCCACACCGGGGGCCAGGCCGGCCUAGGAAGAGCCGCAGUCGGUCGCCCGCCGUGCAGCCCGGCCGGGGGGACCGCAGUGAGCUACGCGGGGUGCCCGGUGGAGAACCCCGUGGCGUUAAGCGGGAGCCCGGUGCACCCGCCACCGCGGACCGCGCCCCGGACUCAAAAAAGUCACGCCUGCCGUCCGUGUCCACCCUCAACUACUCCGUGACACGUGACCUGAAGUACAAGUGCGAUUCAUGCGGCGAAAUUUUUCAUAAUUAUAUGCAGCUCUACUGGCACAAACGCAGUGAACACCCGCACGAGCUCGUGGGAGAGGCCGCCGACGCGUCGGUCGCGUCGGCCAACGGGUCGAUCAGCGCGUCAUUCACUCCCGGUGCACCGUUUAGGUCGAGCAGCGACGCGUCGAUCGACGCGCGUCCGCAGCCCGUUUCCCGUGGCCGCCCCAUCGGCAUCUCCAUUGGCGGCGGAUCGCUCACGCCGUACUACAGUCGGAGUCCGGACGGCAGCUACUCGUGUUCACUAUGUAGGAGAAAGCCGUUUACGUCGUAUCACGGCAUAUAUGCCCAUUUGAGGUCGGUGCACUAUGAUGCGGAGACCGAUCGGUACUGGAAGGAUGGUCCAAGGCACAGUGAGGCUGAGAGGGGUGAUGAGAGUGAUAGAGAUGAAGGAGUGGCUGCAAGUGAUGGAAAUAUUGGAAAUGAUGGAAGUACUGCAAGUGAAGGAAAUAUUGGAAAUGAUGGAAGUACUACGAAUGAUGGAAAUAUUGAAAACGUUAGAAGUGUUAGAAAUGUUGGAAAUAUUGGAAAUGUUAGAAGUGUUGGAAAUGUUGGAAGUACUGCAAAUGAAGGAGGUGAUGGAAAUAGUGGAAGUACUGCAAAUGUUGAAGUUGAGGGUACUCCAAAUGCAGGUACUGCAAAUGUUGGAAGUGAUGCAAGUACUGCAGUCGCCACAACUGAAAGUACGCAAGGUACUGGAAGUAAUGGAAAUAUUGGAAGGGCUGCAAUUACUAAUGGUACUGUAAAUGAUGAAAUAAAGGGUACUACAAAUACGGAAAUUAGGGAUACUACAAAUACGGAAGUUAGGGAUACUACAAAUACGGAAGUUAAGGGUACUGAACCUCCAAGUCAAAACGAACAUCAUGCAAACUCUCAUACGGCAAAUAUUCAAGUUGCCGUAAAGCAUGAAACUGUUCGGGAUAUUCCUUUGGAAGACAUUCAUACCCUAAAUACUCAUCCUGGCUCUCACCCACCAAGUCAUCCCUCGCAAAACUCCAAUGCUAACUCAUUCUCUUCCUUCUCGGGUGUACUAAACCCCGAUACCUCCAAAAUUUCACAAUCAGCACCUCAGCAAACCCAGAACUUGCCGGCCAACACACCCCACAUCAAUAAUGGCUCUGAUUCAACAUCUUUUCCCUCAUCCAUAACUGCAACCGCAGUCUCUGAUUCGCUCAGCUCGCCUCCUGAUGCCACAGCUGUCAAAUCUAGACUCCAGUCUGAUCUCAAAGAUGUCUUUAAGGCCUAG
This is a messenger RNA of Brettanomyces bruxellensis, 2166 nucleotides long. RefSeq lists its product as uncharacterized. NCBI's taxonomy places the organism in Eukaryota, Fungi, Ascomycota, Pichiomycetes, Pichiales, Pichiaceae. The record is from RefSeq and is a predicted model, not a curated record. The coding region runs from base 1 to 2166 and encodes 721 amino acids. The transcript has a single exon.